Molecule: messenger RNA, 183 nt
Organism: Sclerotinia sclerotiorum 1980 UF-70
Lineage: Eukaryota; Fungi; Ascomycota; Leotiomycetes; Helotiales; Sclerotiniaceae
Exons: 3
Coding region: 1-183 (60 amino acids)
Source: RefSeq, a predicted model, not a curated record
AUGCGACUAAAGACUGGAAUAACAAUAAACAUUCGAGAGGCGUAUAGGCUGAAGAAGUAUUCAUGCCACGGUAUCCUCCUCGCCAGCUUUCGAGGGGAUUUCCACGACUUUGGGGAGGGUGAAGAGGAGCCACGACGAAGAGGAGGAAGUGCUGUAGAUCGAUCGUUCAGCUGGCACCCUUGA